GACACGACGACGCCAUAUUUAAUUUGCUACUAAAAUUUCGUAAGGUUGGCAGCACAUUGUCGGCGCCAUCUGGCGGCAUCAGUGUUGAGUAGCGUUAGCUUGUCAUCUGUUUGAAGCAACAACAGCUGCGAUUCGGAAGCAAAUAAACACACAACUGAAACGAAGUAAUUUCACAACCCAUUUGAUUUAAUAAGUUUGUUGACAAUUAGGGGGCAAAUUGAGGCACGGCAAAUGUCGGCAUUUAUCGAGGAAACAAAAUGCCUGCUGCCGCGUAUCGCUUUCCUAGCUUGCGGCUGUUUCAGUCCGCCCACGCCAAUGCACCUGCGUAUGUUUGAAAUUGCGCGAGAUCAUUUUGAGAUGAAUGAGAUGCAUAAGGUGGUGGGUGGCAUUAUAUCGCCCACACAUGAUUCGUAUGGUAAAAAGGGUCUUGCUCCAUCUGCCGAUCGUCUUGCUAUGGUGAAGUUGGCAUUGCAAAGCUCUACCUGGAUACGUCUCUCGGACUGGGAGGUAAAUCACCCACAGUGGGUACGCACUCGGUCAGUCUUGCAAUAUCAUCAAAACUACAUGAACAAUUACGUCAACUCGCCCGGCGAUAAAGAGCAAAGUGGUCCGUUACCUGGAUGGUUGCCGUAUAAUUUGCGUGAGCGUAAAGAUCCCAUACAGCUAAGGCUGCUGUGCGGCGCAGAUCUUCUGGAGUCCUUUGCAAAGCCUGGACUCUGGGCGGACGAAGAUAUAGAGGAUAUUGUGGCUAAUCAUGGACUAGUAGUCAUCACGCGCUUUGGCUCAAAUCCUGAACGAUUUAUAUUUGAAUCUGACAUUCUUACCAAAUAUCAGCGGAAUAUAACACUUAUUACCAAUUGGGUCCCGAACGAAGUGAGCUCUUCGUUGGUUCGUCGAUUGUUGAACCGUGGCCAGUCAGUUAAGUACUUGCUGGACGACUUAGUUUUGGAGUACAUCAAACGAACAGGACUAUACAACAUGAAAUCUAAGUAUAUAACGGAUACAGUGCAACCGAAUCGUUUGCUUUUCAAUCGCGCCUACAUGGAAAACAUUAAGAAUGCAACCAGCUUAGCACAAAGCCCACCCACAGACGACGAUGACGAGGGGGACGAACAGCACAUGGAUGAGACGGACAGCCUACUAAAACGCCAAGCCCCGCGUGUCUUCUGCUGCGGUGAAGCGUCCUCGCCGGUACAGGCGCGUGCAACAAAGCUUAUGCUCAAUCGCUCUGGACCCGGCCAGGCGGUGCAGGUUAUAACUGUGGAGAGCGCUAUGGGCACCGACAAGAUAGAAUCUCAGGCAAAGAAGCAGAAAAUUGCCCAAGUACAGCAGCUCUAAAUGAGGGUACUGGAAUAAUACAGGAAUACAGGAAUGUUGUUGUUUUUAUUAAACACACCAUAACUAUUUGUAUUUAUCUGUACUAUAUGCAAAAUAAAUACAUAUGUUACUCACAAAGCAAA
This is a messenger RNA of Scaptodrosophila lebanonensis, 1460 nucleotides long. It is a transcript of the gene Nmnat, whose product is annotated as nicotinamide/nicotinic acid mononucleotide adenylyltransferase 1. Gene Ontology annotation, molecular function: nicotinate-nucleotide adenylyltransferase activity; nicotinamide-nucleotide adenylyltransferase activity. The record is from RefSeq and is a predicted model, not a curated record. The transcript has 6 exons. The coding region runs from base 232 to 1338 and encodes 368 amino acids. Lineage: Eukaryota; Metazoa; Arthropoda; Insecta; Diptera; Drosophilidae. Gene Ontology annotation, biological process: NAD+ biosynthetic process.